CUACAGUAUCUAGUGGUCCAUUACCUCCUGUGAGCACUAGCCUUUCACAGUCUGCUUAUCCAGGAAUGAUGCAAUCUACUUACACAGGGCCACAGUCUCCUAGAUAUCCACCUAACCAUCCACUAAGUGGAUCAAAACACCUCUGUUCUAUUUGUGGGGAUAGAGCUUCAGGGAAGCAUUAUGGUGUAUACAGUUGUGAAGGCUGUAAGGGCUUCUUCAAAAGAACUGUGCGGAAAGACCUUUCAUAUGCUUGCAGAGAAGAUAGAAAUUGCAUCAUUGAUAAAAGACAGAGAAAUCGUUGCCAAUAUUGUCGAUAUCAAAAAUGUCUAGCCAUGGGAAUGAAACGAGAAGCUGUGCAAGAAGAAAGGCAAAGAACAAAAGAAAGAAAUGAAAAUGAAGUGGAAAGUACAAGCAGUACUCAAAACGAUAUGUCUAUAGAGCGUAUUUUACAAGCCGAGCUAAAAGUUGAACCUAAAACUGAAACUCUUGAAGCCAGUUGGUUUGUGAAGCAAGAAUGUCCCAUGUCGCCCCAAAAAGAUCCUGUGAUCAACAUAUGCCAGGCUGCUGAUAGGCAGUUAUACCAACUUGUAGAAUGGGCUAAGCACAUCCCGCAUUUUACAGAGCUUCCAAUUGAAGACCAGAUGAUUUUGUUAAAAGCUGGUUGGAAUGAGUUAUUAAUUGCAGCUUUCUCUCAUCGAUCUAUUGCUGUGAAAGAUGGUAUUGUUCUUGUCACUGGACUUAUAGUUCAUAGAAAUAGUGCACAUAGUGCUGGAGUAGGAACAAUAUUUGAUCGUGUUCUUACAGAGUUAGUUGCUAAGAUGCGUGAAAUGAAGAUGGAUAAAACAGAAUUGGGUUGUCUCAGAUCAAUUGUUCUCUUCAAUCCAGAAGUUAAAGGCCUGAAAUGUGCACAACAGAUUGAAAAUUUGAGAGAAAAAGUGUAUGCAUCAUUGGAAGAUUACUGUAAGCAAACAUAUCCAGAUCAACCUGGACGUUUUGCUAAGCUAUUACUUCGCUUGCCUGCCUUACGGAGCAUUGGACUUAAGUGUUUGGAGCAUUUGUUCUUUUUCAAACUUAUUGGAGACACUCCUAUUGAUAAUUUCCUAAUGUCUAUGCUAGAGACUCCUGUUGAACCAUGAUUGUGCUGUUUAUUGGGUGCAGCUUUUUAAUAAGUUAAUGAUAUUUUGGUGGCUUAUGUGUUCUCAAGUCUAAAUCAAAACCAUUGUAAUGAGAGAAGUUUAGCAUAAAUCAUGUUUGUAAAGUAUUAAUUUAUAGGGAUAUUUUUUUUUUUUUUUGAAUCUUUAACUGAAACACUUACAGAUAGAUCCAUUUUUAUAUCCUUAUAUAUUUGUUUUCAGUUUAAGUAUUAGAUAGUUGGGUCCUUUUCAAUCAAAAAAAGGGUGGAUUUACUAGUUAUGAAUUAUUUUUACAUUUAAAAUGUUUAAUUAAAAGCAUCUGUGUAGGUUUUUUAUGAUUUUUAUUAGAAUGGCUUGCGUAUAACGCAUUAAAAUUCUAAAAAGUUAUCAACCUUAUGAAUAUUAGAAGGUGAUGGAUAGUGUCAGCUCUAAAAUGUGUUAGAUAAUCAUUGAUAUAACUAUCAUUAUAAUAUAAAUAAAUAUUUCUUCUAACAGAAUAAAUCAAAACUAAAAGACUUCUAUUAUGUAAAGUUAAGCAAAUAUAUCAAUGAAUCUUUCACAUUUAUGAUAGCUAUCAAAAGUAAGAGCUUGCAUAUUUUUAUCAAAAUACUUAAUGAUUUUUUUAAAAAGCUGAUAUAUGAAUACUUGAAUUCUCCAAUUUUAUGAAUAUUUGCAUAAUCAAAAUAUGUAUUAUACAUUUUGAUUUAAAGAUUGUGAAUGGACUAUUAUUCUCUGUAUUGGUUUCAGUUCUAAAUGGGAUGAAAUGUUCAUGAAUCGUUCGAGCUACGAUUGAACUUAUGCAUCGAUUUUUUCUCAAAAUUGACAGAAGGUUGCUCUAUUUAGAAAAAUUCAUAAUUUAUACAAUUUUUAUGUCAUAGAUUUGUGUUUCUCUAUAAGGCUCAGAAUCUCAUAUUAUUUAUUUUUCUUAUUGCACCAAUUUUGUGUUUGAUAAUUAUCAUUUGUGUAUUUUUAAUAUCAUCUAUGACAUUUUUUAAUUUUUUGUUUGUUAUCAGUCUAUAAGGCAUUUGACAUUUUUGUGCUCCUAAUACAAUCAAUGACUAAAUCAUUAUUUGUCGCAUGUCAUUUACAAAAGUAGUGAUACAAGUGAUAGCAGUUUGAAAUAUAAGUAAAAUUUUGCUAGUAAGGAUUUUGAAGUCUUGGUGGAAUUAAAAAUUUUAUAUCUUCUUCUAUUCUAGUGAUUGUGCUUGUUUUUUUCAUCUGCAGUGUUUUUAUAUGGUAAGAAAUUAAAUCCCUGGUUAAUUAGUUCAUAUAAAGUGAGAAAGGAAAAACAAUUAAUAAAAGGAAAUUACAUAAAACUAACCUGUCAUUAAAAAAAAAUCUUCAUUAUUUCAUACUUUUAUAGCCCAUCAUAUCUUCUACCUUCAGCUACCUAAAAAAUAAUUGAAAUUUAAAAAGAAUACUUAUAAUUAUUAUUACAAAAUAUAGUAUAUAUAUAUAUAUCAACUUAAAAUAGCACUAAUGUCAUGUUAGUUAAUUUUGCAUAUUCUUACCAUGAUUUUCUUAACAGACUAUUAAUGAGAUAAGUUAAUGGCUGUUACAAAUGAAUUUGCCUCAAAUACUGAAUAAAUUUAAUUUCACCAUAUUUUAAAAUGAAUUUAAAAUCAAAUGCGUUCAGUAUGAUAUUUAUUGAAAAAGAAGAAAAGUGUUCCCUGAAUACACCUGUUAUACAGAUUUUUUUUUCAUACUUCAUUUUCCACACUUGAUGUUAGUUUCAUUUAUGAUUUCAUGUGCGUAUUUAUGAAUACUAGUCAUAUAUGAUGCAUUUUGAGUUUAAAAUAGGGAAGUUUAAAAAAAGAAAAAAAUCUUAAGCAUUGAAUUAUAUACAAAUGCGCUAGAUUGUAAGAGUAGGUUAAUAAUUAUAAAUUCAGUGUAAAGCAUGCCCUAAAUAUAUCAAAUUAACUAUUGUGAAAAAAAAAUUCUGCUCUCUUAAAAAAAAAGACACUCAUAUCAUCUAUUUACAUAACUUCAAAGUUUAGUCUGCAGCAUUAAAUCAAGUAUUUUGUUCGGUGCAUUUAUUGUUCGCUGGUUUUGAUAAUGUUGUGGCAUUAGCCUCUGACAAAUAAUCAUUUAAUGCUGAAACCAAAACUGCAUUUAUUAGUGCAACCUGGUAUAUUUCUCUAAAGAAAUUUUUUAUGCAAUAAAAGUAAAAAUGUUGAAAGUUUUCUAUUAAACCCCAUGAGGUCUCAAAACUAAGUCAGAAAUAGAUCAAUAAUAAUGUGAGGAAUUUUUUUAACUUAUUGACUAUAUUAACAAAAAGUACUAAGACCUUCAUAGUAAUUAUGCUCUUUUUAAUUAAAAAUUUUAUCAAGCUAUAGUUUUUCAUUCAAUACAUUUGAAAUACACAUGUUUCAAAAUGAAAAGAAACUACACUUAUUUAUACAAAUUCAUUCAAUUAAAAUAUUGGUCACAUUUGACUUUCAAAAUUAAUUAACAAUAUUUUUUUCAAUACAGGGAUGCAACAAUGAAAGAUUAAUACAUUAUAAAGAAAAUCAAAAAGUAGAGGUGCUUGCUACUAAGAUACAAUCAUGUAAUCUGUAAAUUAUUACAUGAAACUUUCAUGCAAUAAUUUACAGAUUACCCAAGCAGUCCCAAAGCUGAAUGUUUAAAAUUAUGUACAUCAGAUGUGUGUAGCAUGAUUAAUUAUUUUGUGAGCACUUAAUUUAUCUAUUUGUAAUCUUUGAUCUUAGUUCGAAAAUGAAUAUACAUGCAUGCAUAUGUACAUGUAUCUUACAAUUUUUUGCCAAAAACCCAACAGUGGAGAAUUUCAAUACACUGCCAGAUUUGCAUUCAAUAGUAAUUCUGAGUGUACUCUUUUAUGUUACAUUUUUAUACUAUUUAAGCUGUUAUUCUUGAACUUUUCGCUACAUUUACAACUGUUUAUGUCUGUGAAAUGUAUCUUUUAAACAUUGAUGUAGUAUUUUUUAUCAGUCAUAAGACAGUUUUUAAAGUGUAAUCAUCUUUCUAUCAAUUUUUUAGAAAGAAAGCUAUUUUUAUUUUUAAAACUUUACUUGAACUUAAUUUUAUUAAAAGUAAUAAUUAUUAACAGUAGCACAAUAAUAAUUAUUGGUACUGCUCUUCUCUAUAGUGGUUGAAGUUAAAGCAGGAUGUGAAUAUAACUUUUAAGUUUUUAAAAUCAAGUAACACAACACUUUCUUACAAGUAUACUAAGUGUAGUUCAAUUCAAUAUCAACAUUAUUGAAACAGCAUGAUUGUAUGCAUCCAUCUUAAGCCACUUACUGCCAUUGUUAUUUUGUGGCACAGUAUCAAAAAUAAUUUAUGCAUACUCUUUUCCCUUUUUAAGUACAAAACUUGAUGGACUAUUUAACAAUAUUAGUGCUUUACAAAACCUAAAGAAAUUCCCUAUGAGUGUUUGUACUAUUAACACAUUGUUUUCAAACAGUGACGGCAAAAAAUAAUAAAAAAAAAAACUAAGAUUUAUGAUAAGAAAACAUGAAAUUUCAUAGUAACAGGAAACAUUUUUGAAGAAAAUUAAAAUGGGCUAAUGAAGUGUAUGUUAAAAGUUUGACUUUUGGUGUGAAGUAGUUGCAUUUAAUUGCUUUUAAAGCUAAUUACUUGCCUCACACACGUUGCUAUAAUGUGAGUAUGGUCACUCUUUUUGACCAAGAAAUGUUAUUACCUUAAAUGUUUAUUAUUAUCAGCUGAAAGUGUGAACACAAUUGUAUAUAUGACUUGUAAGGAUUCCACAAAUGCAUAUAAUUUCUUUGAACACCUGAAAUGAAUGUACCUGAAAAUUGCUUGUAUAGCAAAAUGUGUAUAUUGAAUUUUGUUAUGGCAUUCCUUUUAAAUUUGACUUUCAUUUUUUAUUUCAAGUGUUUCAAAUGAAUUAUUUAAGCAUGUAAUUGUAACAGAACACUAUACCCCAAGUCUUUGGGAAGGUAGAUAAAUAAAUUAUAAAGCUUUGACAUAUUGUGUUUUUGUAAUAAUGUGGAUUUAUCUGACAUGAAAAUUCUAUUGUUAUGUAUUUAACCUUAACCAAAAAAGUUGCUGCAGUGACAGUUUGUGAUAUAUAGUGCAGAUUACGACUAGAGUAUUUUUAAUCGUCAUGAGAUAUAUUCUUAAGUGAUGAUUAUUAAUGGUUAAAUAGGAAAAGCUUUUUAAAUUUCAUUGUUUAUAUUUGUUAAAAUUUUAUUUUAUGAAUUGAAAAUUUCAUGAGUGUAUGGAGUUACCAAAAUUAGAAACAUACUGAUAAAUUUUACAGUUAAACUGUUACAAGUGAAAGUUGUUACAUAAUUUAUUUAAUCAAAACUGAAUGUACAUUCUAACAAAGGAGGUGUAAUUUUACUUGAAGAAAUUGCAUAGUUUUUAGUAAACGUCCUAUUCAAAAAAUCUAUUCUAAAAAUUAAAAAAAAAAAAGAAAGAAAAACAAUUCAAAUAUGUACAUAUAAAAUAUUUUUUUCUGAAAGUUAAAUAUUCACAUGCAUUUUAGUUUUAUAUUUACUUUUUUUUUAACAUCCUAACUAAUUUCAUGAGUGAGUAUGUAACUUUAUUUUAAAUUUGAUAAAAAUAAUUAUAUAUUCCCAUCUUAAGCCAUCUGAUAAAAUUUUCAUUUGUAAAGAUGAACCUUGAAGGUGCUAUUUUUAUAUCAUUGAUUUCGCUAUUGUUUAAUAAUCAAUAGAUGUAUGAUGAAUUUAGAAAUAAGCAGUGUUUAUGCUUUUGAGUUUUGAAGAUGUGCCUUAAUUUUAUAUUUCAUAAUCUGUCGCUGCAUUUCAUAGGUUUUAAUUUAGCAUUAUGUUUAAAAUGAUUAAUAGUAGUUUCAGAAUGACUUUUUUUUAUAUGCUUAUUACUGCAAUAUACUAGAUAGAACUAAUUUAUUUAUUUGUCCAUGCAUAGGACCAUUACUUUUUUUUUUUUUUUUUUUUUGAAAAAAAUUAUACUGUAUUUUGUAUUUAUAUAUGAAGGAUAUGUUUUACUGUGCAAUCAGAAUAUGUAUGUAUAGUUGGAUAUUCAAAAGAUAUUUGAUAUGCGAUGUUUUGAAGAGUAUUUUCAUAUACAAAAGGACAUGUUUAUAGUUUGUUAUUGGAUAGAAUUUAGAGUUUUACUGUUUUGAGCAUUAUUUUCUUUUGAUCUGCUAGAUCAUUUAUACCAAUUUGACAGCCUAGUAUUUUUCAUUUGUGUUCGAGUGUAAUCAAUGCUAUUGCUUUAUAUUAAAAAUAGUUAGUUUAUUUAUUAAAAUUAUCAUUUGAAAAUUCAUUAUAUAAUUUUAAAUUGUGAUUCUGUUUAUACUGACCUUUUCCCCCAGCUAUAACACAGCUCAAAAACUUUUCCUGCUCCUUUAAUUUUCCUUAAACCUCUACAUGGGCGGAAAAAGUGUCCAGAAUUAGACUUUUUCUUUUUUUUUUUCGCUAUGAAAUUUUACAUUUAGGUUUGUCAGCCACUCAUCGAUUUCACUGUUUAUUCAAGCUUUUUUACUAAGCAUAAUCUACAGCUAAAGUUCGUACUUUCUUGAACAAUGUGGUUUUCCCAAUUUUCCUAAGCAAGAAGAGGAAUUUUCUCGCUGCCAUCCAUGUCGCUUGCAUUCAAGUGCAGAUCUUUCGAAAGUAAUUUCAUGUAAAAGUAUGGGAAUUUUUCCUUU
Molecule: messenger RNA, 6747 nt
Organism: Uloborus diversus
Lineage: Eukaryota; Metazoa; Arthropoda; Arachnida; Araneae; Uloboridae
Product: retinoic acid receptor RXR-alpha-A-like
Exons: 7
Coding region: 66-1136 (356 amino acids)
Biological process (GO): cellular response to ecdysone; positive regulation of transcription by RNA polymerase II; cell differentiation
Cellular component (GO): activator ecdysone receptor complex; nucleus
Molecular function (GO): zinc ion binding; nuclear steroid receptor activity; nuclear receptor activity
Source: RefSeq, a predicted model, not a curated record